UCACAUUUUUUCUGUUAUCAUUACUUCAAUUUAACUCGUGCAUUCAUGAAUUUCUAUAUAUGAACUCUAUCUAUAAGUAUAUUAUGGUUUAAGAUCUGAGAACAGUGCUAUAUUUAAAGAUGGCUGCAAUAAAGUUUGGCCCUCAGUUAAAAGAAUUACGAAUUCUUUUAUGUCAAACAUCAAAAUCUAGUCAAGGUGUCAGAGAUUUUAUUGAAAAACAAUAUGUAUCUUUAAAAAAAAGCAACCCACAAUUUCCAAUUUUAAUUAGAGAAUGUUCUUUAAUAGAACCUGCUUUGUAUGCACGAUAUGAAUUUGGAGUAGAACGAUCUUUUUCUCUACAAAAUUUACAAUCUGAAGAAAUACUUCAAAGGAUUCGAGAAAUAGCAACUAGCAAACCAAAAUAAUAUUUUUAAUAUUUAGUACACAUAUUGUAAUUUAUUUAGAUAUUAAAUAAAUUAGUGAUAUAAAAUAGUUUA
Molecule: messenger RNA, 476 nt
Organism: Apis florea (little honeybee)
Lineage: Eukaryota; Metazoa; Arthropoda; Insecta; Hymenoptera; Apidae
Gene: ND-B8
Product: NADH dehydrogenase (ubiquinone) B8 subunit
Cellular component (GO): respiratory chain complex I
Source: RefSeq, a predicted model, not a curated record